Menidia menidia (Atlantic silverside) is the source of this 486-nucleotide messenger RNA. NCBI's taxonomy places the organism in Eukaryota, Metazoa, Chordata, Actinopteri, Atheriniformes, Atherinopsidae. The record is from the annotation of a GenBank genome assembly.
AUGUACUUUUACUUAUUUCCAGCUGUUGUUAACUUUGUAGAAGGAACCAAAGACAUCCAGGAGCUCUGUCAGAGGUUUGGAGGAAGAUAUCUGUUUUUUGACAUCAGUGACGGGCAGAGGGUCAAAGAGCUGCUGCAGGAGCUAGAAAAAUGUAAAGUGUCCCAGUUUAAGCUCAAAACGAAAAUGGCCUAUGCUGCUCCGCUGCAUGGCGUGGGCUGGCUCCCCGACAGGUCUGAACCGGCCGGGGAAUGCGCCGCUCCCCCCGGACCCCCAGCGCCUCCGGGAGCCGGUGCUGUGCCUCAGAGGAACCGGGUCCUGCACAGGGGACUCUGGCACGCGUUCAGGGACGCGAGCCGGCAGGCCCCGGUCACCUGGGCCAAUCAGGGCUCCAGGUGUGAGAUUGUUACCUUUUAUGGAGAACGCCAGCUGUCUCUGGAGCGCGAUAAAGCCGGCGCGUGCCGGCGGACCGGGCACAGCUGGGACUGA